UUUGUUUUUUCGUCUAUUUUUUUUGUGUUUUUCUUACCAGUGUUAAAACACAAGUGCUAUUUUCUGCGUAAAAAAUAUUUGCCGCAUUAUAAUAAAUCUUAUGAUUUUAGUUUGGUUUUAUAAAACUUGACUUGGAACUACUUCUUAUGUUCGGUCAAUUACAAAAAAUUCAAUGACAACGAUGUUGCGACUAGAAUUAAGUCUCGUAUUGCUAUCUUGUACUCAAAUUCUCAUGGACCACCAUGAUUUUCAUGGACAUCGUAGUCAGUACAAUUAUAGAAAUUCUGGAGGUAAUUUUUAUGGCACGAGAACGCGAGAAAUUCAAAUCAAGUAUGGGCGCUUGAGAGGUACAAUUGUACAGCCAAGGACAGCACAUCUACAACUGAUCGACGUUUUUCUUGGAGUUCCAUACGCUGAGCCCCCUAUAGGCCAUCAUCGAUUCGAGCCACCAACGACCCAAACUCCCUGGACAGGUGUCCGGCAUUUUGAUAGCUUUGCGCCAGUUUGCCCCCAGGUACUGCCAAAUACUGAGGAGGAGAUCGAUACGACGCGUCAUCGAUAUCUUAAGAGAUUGUUACCAUUCUUACAAAAUCAAAGCGAAGAUUGCUUAUAUUUGAACAUCUAUGCACCUCAUCAAAAUAACAGCCAAAGAAAUAAGCCAGAAAGAUUUCCUGUUAUAGUGUUCAUUCACGGCGAGAGUUACGAAUGGAACAGCGGUAAUCCAUACGAUGGUAGCGUUUUAGCAGCUUAUGGAAACAUUGUUUUCGUUACUGUCAACUUUCGACUGGGUAUUUUAGGUUUCCUUCGGCCUGGAACCAAGGAUAAUACUGCUUGUAAUUUUGGUCUACUUGAUCAGAUAGCGGCCUUGGCCUGGCUCAAGGAUAAUAUUGGACAGUUCGGUGGUGAUCCUGAUAGAAUAACAUUACUUGGUCAUGGUACUGGUGCCGUUUUCGUUAAUUUACUUCUGCUUAGUCCCAUUGACGGUUUGUUUAAAAGAGCCAUUCUCAUGUCUGGCUCUGCUCUUAAUCCUGAUGCAAUUGGUAAAGCUCCGUUACAAAUCACGAAACAGGUCGCAUAUGCCUUAAACUGUCCACAAGUCAAUGAUGAAGAAUUAGCAGCGUGUCUUAAGAAUCGCUCGGUGCACGAUCUUUUAAAUGUUAAGAUUCAUAAACCAAAGUAUGUACCUGCAUUCGCUCCUUUAAUUGAUUCAGCUGUGAUACCUGAUAAGCCUUUAAACUUGAUGAAGAAUGCCGAACGUUUAGCCAAAUUCGAUCUUAUGUAUGGUGUAACUGAAUUGGAAAAAUUCCACAUUCUUCCGGGAGUAGCACUGCUUGAGGGACUAAGCGAUUUGAAAAGGAAUGAACUUAUCCGUGACAGUGUUAAAGCCACUCAUGAGUUAGAACCUGAAUUAAUUUUAAGACGCGUUCUUGAGCACUACGAGGAGAAACGAUUUUACACGGAUCAUCAAUCACAAAUAGAUGAUAAAAAUGAAUGGAAUCGCGAUCUUACUCUCGAUGUCAUUUCGGAUAGCGGAGUUGUGGCACCGAUCAUAUCUAUGGCAAAUCUCCAUUCUCGUGUCAAUCCUAAGAGCUACAUGUACGUCUAUUCCCAUCGCAGGUCCAUAAGAGAUAGCGAUGACAUAAGUGAGUUGAAUAUCCAGCUCACAGUACAUGGGGAAGAAUUGCCUUAUGUACUUGGCAUACCUCAAGAUGCCGAAGGAUAUCAUCUUAAUGCUCCUUACGAUAACGGAGAGGCAAUUUUAUCGAAGGCCAUGAUGGAUUGGUGGUGCAAUUUUGCCUACUAUGGGAAUCCAAACAAUAUUAGACCCCUUCCACGCCGAUUAUCAUAUUUGAGGGAGGAGUAUAAUAAGAUCGGUUCAUCAUAUCAGAUUGACUGGCCAGCGUAUGAUCCUGAGAACCAGGCAUACUUCAAUCUUACUACGCCACCGCAAAUCGGACAUCAUUAUCGGAUCUCCGAAAUGCAAUUUUGGAACGAAGCAAUUCCACACUUGCUGAGGCGACCUAAGGCCGAGUUGUCAAUGUUUCAUGACAGGACAACAAGACGUCCGCGCCCGGAACUUCUUGAUAUUCUUGACCGUCAAAAUGUAAAUGAAAGUAUAGCCAUGUCAGCUAAUGUCCUUAAUUCGCACCAGAAUUCAACAAACAGUGAAUUUGAGCCCCCAUCGAACCUUGACCAUGGCAAAGUUAACAAGAGCAAUGAGUCCAAGCAGAAGGAGAGUAACGACGAUGGCUCAUCAAGAAAUAGCUCAGCUGUUUCAUUAGUUAUCGUUUUCGGCGUAGUUUUUCUUCUACUUAACGCAAUGGCACUAGUAUAUCUUUAUCAUAAACGCCAGCGAAUGCGUGACAAAGCUACGAAUUCCUUGGCUCAAAUGGUAAAUCAGAAUGCAGGAAACAGCCAAAAUGACAGAAAUUCGAGCAGCCUGUUACAAAGUCCUACCAAUGUAACGAUGAAAAGAUCAAAAGGUAGUAAAACAGGACAGCAACGAGAAUUGGGAUAUUGCAGUAGUGCCAGUAAGCCAGAUAUACAUGAACUUAUUAAAAAUGAUAAGGCAUAUGAUAAUAACUCCAAUUUUGGACGAAGAUCAAGAGAGGAUUCAUCAUCUACAAUCGAUACUAAGAUCAAGGUUAGAGAAUGGAUUCAGCAAGAAAUUGUUCACAGAUGCUCACCCCGGUUUUUACGUAAGACUCGCGAAACCCUCCAACGCGAGCACCGAGAAAGGAUAAACCAGCAACAAUUUGACUCGAAGCAUGAGCCAGAUAACGAGCACAAGGAUAUACAUAAGGAUGAAGACACACUAUACAAGGACGACCAACAAAUCAGCGUGCGAUCGGGUUACAAUACCCGUAAAGUCGAUGAGAAACUGUCGAAAGUGUCAGUGGCCGUGGACGCGACACCCGCCGCUCGCACCGAUUCCAUUCUCAAUCAAAUACCCAUUGAGCUGACGCGCACUGGCACCUCUAGCGAAUACCUGGACUUGUUCGAUGACAACGGGAUGAUAAUUGGAGCAUCCGAGUACUGUGAGCCCACCGACUUUCAGUCGUCCCAAGUUAAUGAAGCUCACACGGAUGAAGAAAAAAAUGCAGCAAAUAUCGUUAUGAUCGAGCAUCACCAUUCUAAGAGCGAUCCUUUACCAUUGGAUAAGAUUCCGAGUUAUAACUCCGAGAAAGUCAUUUUGUCUACGGCGCAAAUAAAUGAAUCGGAUUCCGGUAGCGCUAGUAGUCUUUAUGCCAAAAUCAAUCCAAGGAUGAAAUGUCGCUUACCUGUUCAUCAAUACAUUCUGCAAAAACAAUUACAACAACAAGAAUCUAUGGAGCUGGCGAUAAAAAACCAAUCAACUAUAAGCCCAAAUGCAUCGACAACUCUACCUCGAUUGCUCACAUUCGGCGCACCACUUCCCGAGCUUCCAUCCAAUCCUGAGGAUGUCAAUGUAACCUGCAGGGAAGUACACAACGAAAUAUCUACUACAGGCUCGCCGGCGUUAAACAUUAAUAGCCAUGAAGAGGCUUUAAGAACAAUAAGGCGCCGUAAUUAUCCAAAGGUGCUACCAGAUAUCGAGAAACGUAGGUCUUUGCCACCAAAUGCAUCAUUCGUCGAAGGUCCACCAAGAUAUCACAAUCAUUUUUAUAAAUACCGACACGGAGGCGCGCCGCCAUCCCCACCACCUCGUACCUAUAGCACAUCAAGGAGUCUUGACUGCGUCGAAGACAAUAACGAGGAAGAGCUAGAUGAAGUCAAUAAAGUAACAGCAUCGCCGGUCACGACGAUUUUGCACGUCGGGCCAUUAAGGAAAAAAACCGAUUAUCUUAAAAAUAAGUCGGUACCGAGUUUGGCAGAUAAUUUUGAGAAUCCACAUUUAUCCAGUUCCGCGAGUCUUCCAAUAUGUCCGAUUCACGGGACCUCGAGGGAUCCAAUCGUUCCCGGAGCAAAGAGCGAACCGCGUAUAGUUAUUACGCCUAGGAUAGAUAUUAAUCAACAAUUAUCGUUUCGAGAAGAAGAGCUGGUGGCUAUGGGCGUGGAUCAGCCAGAUUGUCCACGAAGGAUCAUACCAGAGCGAUCGGCAAAGCAACCUCGAAUAAUUAUAAAGCCAACGGGUACUCUGCCACGUUCACAAGCCAACGCGCGUACGAAUAAACCCAUAGUAUCGGGCAUCAUGCCCGCAAAUCUCCACGAGAAUGAAACGUACCAACGUUUAUUAGCUCGUAGGGAGAAAAUGCCUUUACCUGGCGAACUUGGCUGCACGAGAAUCCCAUCGUGUAACCGACGCAGAGAAGCGCCUCCGACGGAACAAGUAGAGAGGAUCGAAUUUAUUCAAAGUGUCAAUGACGCGACAGCGACAAAGCUGUAAGUCUCACGAAGUCUACAAUUAUUUAAAAUCAAGACUUUAAAAACUUGCACUUGCUUAAUAAU
This is a messenger RNA of Ceratosolen solmsi marchali, 4428 nucleotides long. RefSeq lists its product as uncharacterized. The record is from RefSeq and is a predicted model, not a curated record. NCBI's taxonomy places the organism in Eukaryota, Metazoa, Arthropoda, Insecta, Hymenoptera, Agaonidae. The transcript is spliced from 18 exons. The coding region runs from base 173 to 4366 and encodes 1397 amino acids.